Molecule: messenger RNA, 4542 nt
Organism: Condylura cristata (star-nosed mole)
Lineage: Eukaryota; Metazoa; Chordata; Mammalia; Eulipotyphla; Talpidae
Gene: FBXW11
Product: F-box and WD repeat domain containing 11
Exons: 13
Coding region: 369-1997 (542 amino acids)
Molecular function (GO): protein dimerization activity
Source: RefSeq, a predicted model, not a curated record
CGUGGCGCUCCCGAGAGUUUACCUUGUUUGAUCCCAUAUUUCUUUCGGUCUGUACAUCCUGCAACCACGGUCCAGGAGUACUUUCUGCUUAGAACUUAGCCUCGGACUGCCUGGAGAGACCAGUGUGGUUUUGACUUCUUGUUCCCAUAACACCCUCCUGGGCACGCGGCGCCUGCUGGGAGCUGUAGUCCCCGCCCUGCUUACUGCGUUCGCCGAGGGGGAGGGCGGAGCUGCCGGCGGCCCGGGCGGGCUGGCAGCUAGAGUGGGUGCGAUAGCCGCCUCCGCCUUUACCGCCUCCGCCGUCGCCUCCUCCGCCCGGGCCGUUCGCUGCUGCGCGGGGAGUGCGAGGCGGGGCCGCCGGGGCCGCCAUGGAGCCCGACUCGGUGAUUGAGGACAAGACCAUCGAGCUCAUGUGUUCUGUGCCAAGGUCUUUGUGGCUAGGCUGCGCCAACCUGGUAGAGAGCAUGUGCGCACUGAGUUGCCUGCAGAGCAUGCCCAGUGUCAGAUGUCUCCAGAUAAGUAAUGGAACAUCAUCUGUGAUCGUCUCCAGAAAGAGGCCAUCAGAAGGAAACUAUCAAAAAGAAAAAGACUUGUGUAUUAAGUAUUUUGACCAGUGGUCUGAAUCAGAUCAAGUGGAAUUUGUGGAACACCUUAUUUCACGAAUGUGUCAUUAUCAGCAUGGACAUAUUAACUCUUACCUGAAGCCCAUGUUGCAGCGGGACUUUAUUACCGCUUUACCAGAGCAAGGCUUAGAUCACAUAGCAGAAAACAUUCUUUCAUACCUGGAUGCCAGGUCUCUGUGUGCAGCAGAGCUGGUGUGUAAAGAGUGGCAGCGAGUGAUCUCUGAAGGAAUGCUUUGGAAGAAGCUGAUUGAACGGAUGGUGCGCACUGACCCUCUAUGGAAGGGGCUUUCAGAGAGAAGAGGGUGGGAUCAGUACCUGUUUAAAAACAGACCCACAGAUGGCCCUCCCAAUUCAUUUUAUAGGUCAUUAUACCCAAAGAUUAUCCAGGAUAUAGAGACUAUAGAAUCUAACUGGCGGUGUGGACGACACAACUUGCAGAGGAUUCAGUGCCGCUCUGAAAAUAGUAAAGGUGUCUACUGUUUACAGUAUGAUGAUGAAAAAAUUAUCAGUGGCCUACGAGAUAAUUCUAUUAAGAUCUGGGAUAAAACCAGCUUGGAAUGUUUGAAAGUGUUAACAGGACACACGGGCUCUGUCCUUUGUCUCCAGUAUGAUGAGCGUGUCAUUGUGACUGGCUCUUCAGACUCUACAGUGAGAGUCUGGGAUGUGAACACGGGUGAAGUUCUGAACACAUUGAUCCACCAUAAUGAGGCUGUACUACACUUACGCUUCAGCAAUGGACUGAUGGUGACCUGUUCCAAGGACCGCUCCAUCGCUGUGUGGGACAUGGCUUCCGCUACCGAUAUCACUUUACGCCGUGUCCUGGUGGGGCACCGUGCUGCUGUCAAUGUAGUAGAUUUUGAUGACAAGUACAUCGUAUCUGCCUCUGGUGACAGGACCAUCAAAGUCUGGAGCACGAGUACCUGUGAGUUUGUUCGUACUCUGAAUGGGCACAAGCGAGGCAUUGCCUGUCUCCAGUACAGGGAUCGACUGGUUGUUAGUGGAUCAUCAGACAAUACCAUCAGGCUAUGGGAUAUUGAAUGUGGUGCCUGCUUAAGAGUGCUGGAGGGACAUGAAGAAUUGGUCCGAUGCAUCCGGUUUGAUAACAAGAGGAUUGUCAGUGGGGCCUAUGAUGGGAAAAUUAAAGUCUGGGACUUGCAAGCUGCUCUGGACCCGCGAGCCCCAGCAAGCACAUUGUGUUUGCGCACCUUGGUGGAACAUUCUGGACGUGUGUUUCGGCUACAGUUUGAUGAAUUUCAAAUCAUCAGCAGCUCCCACGAUGACACUAUUUUGAUUUGGGAUUUCUUAAAUGUGCCUCCCAGUGCCCAGAAUGAGACCCGUUCUCCCUCCAGAACAUACACUUACAUCUCCAGAUAACAGUCUGCACUUUACCCAUUACAGGGUUUCCUAGUCUUGAACUACUGGCUACGUGGCUACCAAAUGCCUAAGGAAGUUCUUCACAGCUGAGUUAUGAAGCUGGAAUUGGUUCUAGACGCUGGGUAGAUGCAAAGCAGCCUAACUCUUCAAGUACCGACAUUUCUCACCUCCGAUUCUGGUCUCUACUUUGAGAAGGAUACCUUAGCUUCACUGACUUCAAGUAGAACAGAAGCCCAUUUCCUCCCCCAUCAGUGAAAAAAUCUAAUGCUUCAAAUGUAAAUUGUUCAUAUAAAAGGAACGUACAGUCUGUUUUACAGAAGUUAAUUGACCGUCAAGAGAAGACUUGGCCUCUAAUUUAUAUUGCUUUGCACUUUGGUCUGAUAUUAAGAAACAACAUUCUUCUUCAGUGAAAUUUUGGGUGCCAAACACCUACCCAGAAUGUCCAGGGCUUUUCUUUUCAGAAAUUAGCAUUCUCCUUUUGACUGUCCACGUCAUUAUGAAUUCUGACUUGUAUUAGAAACAUGUUGGACAAUGGGAAAAUUUCUCUGGAUUGUUUUAGUAAUAUUUUUUGAAUUAUACUUCUUUUCUGUACCAAUUUUUCUUUUAAUUUAAAGAACUAUAAGCCAGGUUAUAUUAUCUCCCAACAGGUAAUAUAACUCUUUUCUUUUAUGAACUGUUCUCUGUACCCCAGCCAUCUGAUAUCUGGUAGAGUAACACCUUUAUGUGUGUGCUUGCCUCCUAAUUUAAAUACUGUACCCGCAUGUAGAUACAAUGUACAUAACAAUUUAACCUCAAGGUUGCUGGAGUCAGGGCCCCGGGCCUGAGACACUAAUACAGAGUGUGUUCACACUUAGCUGUGGGCUGGCUCGAGAACCUGAUCCCAGGGCUGAUGUGGAUUAACUAGAACCCUUCUUGCAGUAUUCAUACGGUGUUUUUAUUUUGUUGUUGUCAUUGUGUGUGUGUGUGUAGCGUGUGUGUUUUUAAUGGUAAUCUUGUUUUAAAAAUGUAAUUUCUAAAGUUUAACACAGAAUGUUUUAUUUGUUGUGCAGUAUACACAAUAGAGAGGUACAUUAACUUUUUUUUUUGUUGUUCUUCAUCAAUACUCCUGAGUACUAGUGGUCACUUUCCAUAGUAUUCAUUUGACUUCACUGUCAAAAAUUAUUUUUCUGUGUGUAAGUCACCCUGGAAAGGGAAGAACAAGAUGGCCCAGUUGACUGGGUUUCCUGGCUCUAGAUUUCAUGCAUCCUGGCCCAGUCAGGAUGUUACCAGGGCCUGGCAGGAUGUGGGAGCCUGUAUAUCAGGUCAGGCAGCUUCCAGGCCCAUCUGGAGUGGAAGGAUCUCCUCGUGGUGCAAAGCCUCAAGCUCAUGAACCCCAUCCCUGUCAUCUCUGUCACCUGCUGCUGUGGCCCCGGCAGGUUCUCCAAGCUCCCGAGUGCUGUGCAGCCUGGACACGUGAAUGGCACUCUCGCUAACCGUGCAUGGAAAGGACUUUGGCAUCCAGUUGGCACUUCUUUUCCCGUGUUUGGUAUUAGAUUUUGAUUUGCCCCUUGCCAUUGUUUCCAAAGAUCAAGGAAUGUCAUAACAUUUUAAAGGACCAAUAAGAACCUCCUGUUCAUUAAACCUCUUCCCGUGGAAGCACACUCUACUACUAUAAAGGGAAGGCCCCUGGGCUCUACUUUGUCUUUUGCAUUGAGAACGGUGUGGGGAUCAAUGUGUGUGUGUAUGUGAUUUGUUUUAUUGGGUUGGCUUUUGCUUCUUAGUUUUUCCUUUUUUCAACCCCCUCCCCUUGUUGCUAAAUUAAUUUUUGUUUUUGAGAAGUUGUGUCGCAAAGUAUAUAAAGAAAAAAUCCUCUUUUCAUAAGGUAGAUGUAUGCUUGACAGCAGUUGUGAAAAUGAUUUAACUUUGACCACUCUUCAUCCUCCAGCUUUAAUAUCAAACUGGUUAAGAGAGCCCAGGGUGGGGGUGGGGGGAGUGGGAGGAGGCUUUUCUUUUGACAGAAUCGACUUUGUGUUGUUGCUUUUGCAUGUUUAACAUAGAAAUUCUUGUUCCUUGGGAGAUCAUGGCCUUAGAAUAUGCACACAACCUUUGAAUUGUGCCUACUAAAUUAUGGCAGGGGACUUCGGCACCCAAGGAAUUCUGACUUUCUGGGAUUAUAAUUGUAAUUCCCAGCCAUUCUCUGGACUUUAUUUUGCUAAUCAUAAUUGAGCAAGUGUAAAUUACUGCUAUAUUAAUGUUUUAAAGCACUGGGAUAGUCUAAUUCUAACUUGUAAUUAAUUAUGUUUGCCAAUUAUCUGUUUGAAAUAAAUUUGUGUCUGAACAGCUAUUGAAACUGUUAAAUUGUACAGAUAUUAUUCAUGACAGCUUUGUACUGUGGAAUGUGCUUAAUAAAAAACAAAAAGUUUGAACUUUGUCCAAUAAAUUGCUAAGUAAUGUCAGUAAAUUAAGUAUGAGUAUUAUGCAGUACACCUAAUCUGGCUUCAUGCACUUGUUACUUCAGCUACUAAUUCAAAGCCAAUACUCUUAAUAAAGUGUUGCAAUACUCUGA